AUGGAAAAUGCACGAUUUAUUCGUUUAACACUUUAUCAAAAUAUUCGAAGUGAACAUGAUAAUGAUCGUAAUGUUUAUAAUGAAAAACCAUCUCGUGAAGAAAUUUUAACAGUAACAGAAGAACAAGCAUUAUCAUCAUUAUCACAAUCAGCUAUUAUUCAUACAACAUAUGGUGAUAUUCAUGUUAGAUUAUUUCCUGAAUAUGCGUCGAAAACUUGUGAAAAUUUUAUUCAACAUUCAAAAACAAUGCUACUAUAA
This is a messenger RNA of Rotaria sp. Silwood1, 258 nucleotides long. NCBI's taxonomy places the organism in Eukaryota, Metazoa, Rotifera, Eurotatoria, Philodinida, Philodinidae. The record is from the annotation of a GenBank genome assembly.